Molecule: messenger RNA, 2619 nt
Organism: Penaeus chinensis
Lineage: Eukaryota; Metazoa; Arthropoda; Malacostraca; Decapoda; Penaeidae
Exons: 1
Coding region: 198-1886 (562 amino acids)
Source: RefSeq, a predicted model, not a curated record
UCUUGCGAUCAUAAGCGAGGAGGCGAGUGUAGUGUCUGGAGGGCGGCGGUGGGCGGCGGUAACGGAACUUGACUCGGUAUUGUGGCCUCGGAAGUCCUGAUCCCUUACCACUGAGAACAAGAGAGAGAGCGGGCAGCGCGAGCCCUGAUUGGACGGAGUCGAGUCCCAAAUUAGGCGACUUACCAAAAAACGGGAAGAUGGACGAAAGCGCCGGAGAGAAUGCGGGAGCCGUUGCCGUCGCGGAAUCGACGGCCGCCGACAGUCCGGCUUCCGUUCCCGUGGAAGAACAGCUGAAGCGGCUCGAGGAGAAGGAGCAUAGGGCGAGGAAGAGGCGUCCGGGAUCCUUCUGGAAUAAACCACCAACUUACGUUUACGCGGACAAUUUCGGGUUCGGAGUGCAAAGUUACCAGUCUAUGAUAGAUUAUCUGGACGCGAAGGAUCACGGCGGCAAAGCAAACAAGGAUGACGUUCACCUGCCGAUGCUAGAGGAGCGGUGCAUGAGAAAGUUCGAUCCCAGGAAACCAUUCAGGAGAUACAAGAACUGUGAGAUUGAUGAGUACAUCGACAAAGGUGAGAACAUCCGCGCGCAGAUCAGACAGAACGACACCCUUGGCCUGAGCAACGUCCUGAGGCGAACCCACACCAACUGGUCUAUGACGAGGAAGUUCGUGCAGUUGGUCAAGAAUUCGUACGUGGUAGACUACCGCAAACUCCACAAGAAGGGCCACGAGUUCGAGGACUACGAGGACUACCGCUCGACCUCCCCUCUGCCCGUCAUUAACUACCGCGAGCUCUCCCCUCAGCCGCAGUUCGCCGAUUACGACUACCGCGAGCUCACUCCUAAGCCUCGCUACGUCGACGACCUCUCCGCCGAGUUCGCAAGCGUCCUGAACACACUCUCCCAGAGCAGGAUGGAGCACGAGAAGGAGCUCGAAACCCGCCGCGAGAGGAUGCGCAUGCUCGACUCCAAGUUCGAGGAGGUUGUCGGUCAGAUGUAUGACAAGAUGAGCCGCAUCAACGAGCGCGCCGAUACCAUCAUUCGGGCGCGCCCCGACCAGCACGCGAUCGAAGCCGCCAUCGGCAACGAGAUCACCCUGCGGAACAGGGCGCGCCGCGACGAAGACAUGCGGCAGAUGAUGGAAUGCGUCAACGAACUUACUCAAAUGGACAGCGCCAGGAAUCAACUGCGCACGAGCCUGCGCAACCUUGAUGACGAAAUGUACGGUUUAGGCUCCCGCGUGGUCGACGUGCAAGAGCAGCCCCACAAGGAGGUACAAGUCGACAGCGACGGGACCGCCGGACUAGACAUGCUGAGGUCAAUGAUUGCCGCGCGCAGGAGUCGCAGCCAGUCCCUGGCUCGCUCCGUCGUUCAGGAAGAGGAGGACGAGGAGCUCUUCGUCAAGAGUUGCAGGAAGCCGAAGAAGGCCCUCAUCUUCCCCAAGCACGAGCGCAUCACCACUCGCCCCAAGCACCCACUGCUCAAGGACGAGCUGCUGUCCGACGUCCACGCCCGCGUCCUCAACAAGGCCGGCGAGAUCGGCUCCCGCACCAGCGAGUGUCGCAGGAUCAGCAGCCGCGCCCGAUUCGUCAACGUGUUCAAGCCGCGCCCUGACACCUGCGACUAUGACCUGAUCGUCGAGCCGUCCAAGGUCGAGAUGAACAUCGACUACAUGGCCAAGACCCUCGCCAUGAGGGGCGCGUGUCAGCGCCGUUGGGGCGUCGACGACGAGGGCGACAGGCCCGUCUCCAACAUCAACACCAACGCCUACAAGGACUAUCGUGAGUUGAGGGCGAGGAAGCCCAUCGAGCAGCACCCGUCCAUCAGCAACCGCGUCAGGUACGCAACCAUGCGCGCCAGGAACAGGACCACACUCCUCGGCUACUAAGUCUCCACGACCCCAGCUACCACCGAGACCUGCGACGACCAUAGGGAGAGAAAUAGUCUACCCUUCGACGACCACAGGGAAGAAAGAAAACGACCCUCCUUUUCACCAGAAGCGAAAGGCAUUCCCAGACCUCGACGAGAAGGAUAUAGAGAAAAAAAAAUGAUACUAAAGAAAAGAAAGGGGUUUCCACGCUUCAAGAAACCUCCCAACGAUUGCUCAGUGUCUUCCUCCAUCUCCUCGAUGUCUCCGCGUGAGGAUCUGCAUCCCCUCAGUGUGCGUCGCGAGGAGAUGAGUGGUGAGAUCGAAAGUGCAGUGCAAAACCAAAACGAAAAAAAAAUCAAAAGAAAGUUUUCCCGUGUGUAUGUGACGUGUUUGUGAAGUGUGUGUUGUUGACCAAUUCUCUGACCUCCCUGUUAGGAAAAGAAAGAAAAAAGAAACAAAAUCUCAAUGUGCUAGCCGGGAAGACCAUCUAUUAUUUGAAAACCGAAAGAAAUUAAACGAAGAUUGCGAAGCAUUUUAUUUUAGUUUGUCCGAAACUAUUAAUAAGUAUUAAUCACUGUCCAGCAUGCAUUAUUAUUGGAAUUGCUGUAAUGUGUGUAUGGACAAUUAUUUUAAGACACUCUUAUCGAUCAUUACUGUUGAAUAUUUGAUAUAUUCAUUUCUGUCAUGUUCAUUUGCUCGUGUUCUGAUUUUGUUCACAUGUCACGAUCGAAAUAAACCAUAACAAAAUGGA